AUGUCGGGAUCAGAAGUCAAUGACGAUGAGAAGCAUCGUGGCAGAGAGCCUACCCCAGGCGGAAGGCCAAAAGACAAGUCGAGCACUCGUGAUCCUCUCAGGUCUCUAGAGAGGCGAGUCUCGAGGAUAGAGGUGAAGAUUUCUGAAGAUGUCACCGCCAUCGAGGAUUUGGGAGCUAACUUCGCCCAAGUCGAAAGCGAUUUUCAAGGUAUGAAUGCUCGUUUGUCGAGAUUGGAGAUCAACCAUGAUGGGAUGCGAGAAGAGCUCGUGGCUCUCAUCACCAACACCAUCUCCGAAACCGUGAGCACUGCCAUUGCGGUUGUGAAAGAGCAUGUCCAGGCUGAGCUGGUCGGCGUGAAGGAGGAGAUUGCAGAUCUCAAGAGUGAGGUCACUCUCGUGAAGAGAGCCAUGGCUAGCGGACCAGCCACGGUGGAAUCCGUCCCACGUGCUGAUAUUCCAAGACCGAAGAGCUUCGGAGAUUCAAGGAAUGCGAGGGAGUUAGAGAACUUCCUUUGGAGUCUUGAGCAGUACUUCAAGGCGUCCGGCAUCCAAGAGGAUGAGGUAAAGAUUCGUACCGCUCCACUUUACUUGGUUGAUGUUGCCAUGGUGUGGUGGAGGCGACGUGAAGCGGACGUCGAAAGAGGUACUUGUGUGAUGGUAACGUGGGAAGAUUUCAAGAGAGAAAUCAAGAGGCAGUUCUACCCAGAGAACGUGGAGUUUGAAGCCCGUUCGAAGUUAAGAAGACUCACCCAGAGGGGUGGAGUUCGAGAAUACGUGAAAGAAUUCUCGGAGCUGCUUCUAGAGAUCCUGGACAUCACGGACAAGGAGGCCAUGCACGGCCUUGCAACUGCCAUGGCCACGGCGGAGUCUUUUGUCGAGUACAAACGACAAGAGAGCAGCGGCAAAGAGAAGAGUUCGAAGCCCAACAAGGGUGGAGAACAGCAGAAGCCUUUCAAGGAGGGUUCUCGCACUCAACAACACCAAGGUAGUUCGAGCAAAGGGGGUAAGUACGAGCCAAAACCCAUGACUUGUUUCCUUUGCGACGGACCACAUCGAGUGCAAGGAAGGCGAGAUCGGCGGCCAUGGAAGCUCAAGAUGAGGAGCCCUAGGCGGCGGAGGCCAAGAUUGGCUCAAUCCGCAAGCUUGGCGCGGUGA
Linum trigynum is the source of this 1155-nucleotide messenger RNA. Lineage: Eukaryota; Viridiplantae; Streptophyta; Magnoliopsida; Malpighiales; Linaceae. The record is from the annotation of a GenBank genome assembly.